Molecule: messenger RNA, 836 nt
Organism: Paramecium primaurelia
Lineage: Eukaryota; Ciliophora; Oligohymenophorea; Peniculida; Parameciidae
Source: the annotation of a GenBank genome assembly
AUGGAAUUUGUACUGUAUAAAUCAUUAUAAAAUAAGGCCAAUGGUUGCAGUUGUUAUAAUAAUUUUAUUGGGAAUGAUUGUAAUCAAAUUGCUCAAGAAUUAUUACUUGAAACUUAAAAAGCAUUAACUUUUCCAACUUCAUACUUAAUUACUUUUUUCUAUAUAGAUCUUGAACCUAUAAAAGAAUAAACAUUAAGACUUCAUUUUAGUUUGCCUGAAAAAUAUUCUGAAGAACUCAAAUAUUUAAUAGAAGUAAGGUUUUAUAGAUCAAAGGCUCUUAUAAAGUAGUUUUUUAAUUAGAUGCAUUAUUAUGUUGAAUCUUUUUUUAUUGAAAACAAAAAUCUAACCAUAACAAUUAGAAUUCCAUCUAAUUUAACUGCUUAGUAUCGAAUUUUAUAGUUUGCAAUUUUAAAAGAAUAAAUUACUGUUGAUUCUUUAUAAUUAAAAAUUGAUACUGAUUAUGAGGAAGAUGAUAAUGAAAGUGAUGAAAUUAGUAGAUUACUAUAUAUUAUUAUCCCAACAGUUGUAGGUUCAAUCAUAAUAUUUCUUCUUAUAAUUUAUUAUGUGAAAAAGAGAAAAAAUUAAGCAGCUAAUUAUUAAAUACCUGCCCCAAUAAAUAAUAUUGUUAAUGAACCAGAAAAAUGUGGAAUAUGCUUAGAAGAACUUAACAUUAAGAAUACAGCAGUAGUCAAGAUUCAAUGCGAGUAAAUAAAAUAAUCUUAUUAAGUCAUCAAUUCCAUCUUCAUUGCAUUUAAGAUUGGGCUAAAAAAUAAAUGAACAAAUAAUCUGAUUGUCCAUACUGCAGAAAACCAUUCAAUCCAAAUGAAUUUAAAUGA